AUGGGCUAUUCAGCAAAUAUGUUAUCCUAUGGUUAUAGUACGUUUUCUAAUGACAAAUGCAAUUAUACACAUUUAAUAAAAAGAAUUAUUCAAUUACUUCGUUAUUCAAAUUUAUUUGAUUUUGAUCAAUUAUUAAUUUCAACUCAAAUUGGACCUAUAGAAGAAAUUCGUGUUAGUGAAGCCUUAAAAACAGAUAUUACAUAUCUUUCAUCUUUAUGUGAACACGGUGAUCUAUAUUUAUGUGGUGCAUGUGCACAUUUACUUGUUACAUUAAUUAAAACAACAAUUCGUCUUUUAACACUAUCAUUAUUAUCAAAUUCUUUUAUUAAUCAAUGUUCACUUGUAUCAACUGAUUCAAAAGACAGUUCAAGGUUAUGUCUUAAUGAUAAUAAUACACGUGUUAUACAUGUUUCAUUAAAUGCUUUACGAGCAUUAUUACCUUUUUUAUUAAUUAAUACUCAUACAUUUACAAUCAUAGAAAUUGAAUUAUUAGAAGAUUCUAUUCAACAUACUACAAGUUCCUAUGUUCUUGCUAAAGUUAGUCUAGCUCAAUUUAUAGAUGAUAUUGAUUUUCGAAUAUUAACUUAUCUUGAACAAUAA
This is a messenger RNA of Rotaria sp. Silwood1, 600 nucleotides long. The record is from the annotation of a GenBank genome assembly. Lineage: Eukaryota; Metazoa; Rotifera; Eurotatoria; Philodinida; Philodinidae.